Messenger RNA from Trichobilharzia regenti, 6187 nucleotides. Lineage: Eukaryota; Metazoa; Platyhelminthes; Trematoda; Strigeidida; Schistosomatidae. The record is from the annotation of a GenBank genome assembly.
GAACAUGUAGCUGUUUAUGAGACGCGAGUGUAACAAUUGAACUCUGAUUGGGGGGAUUUUCAAUUGCAUCAUGUUUGGUUUUUAGUAGGAUUUCGGUGAAAUAAAGCAUGCUUUGUGCUACUUGUCGGACAAACACUGUUUUCCUCUCGACCGACUUUAUGUCUGGAAACCGAACGAAGGCUGGUAACACUGUCUAUUAGUCGAAGUUCUAAGUUCAAAUCCUGCUUCGCUUGUCUGGUGGCCCUGAUCAAUGGGCGAUUCUGAAGGCAAAAUAUCUAACCAUGUAUCAAAACCAGACGUAAACAAUGGUGUACACGGUUCGCAUUCUGUUACUGCAGGGAAGUGUUCGUCGAAAGAGUCGAGUUCGGGUUUUAUGCUGCUAAGUGUGAAACACUUGUCGAAAGUCAAACGGAGUAAACAUGUAUCUACAGCUGGCAUGGGAAACGACCCGUUAGUCAGUAAUCACGCAGAAAUGCGCUCAACACUACCUCUGCCAAUCCUCCCUCAAACAGACGUUUGUUUGGUGCCGCAGAGUUCUAUGUGUGAGGACAAUCUGCAUGAUACUUAUGGUUCAGGCUCUAUAGAAGCUGAGGAGUUUGAAGACUUUGAUGAUCAGGAGGAUGAUGCUGAUCUAACUGGGGAUGGGAAUCCUACCAGGAAUAUGAAUGUGGUUGGUCAUAACUCUUUUAGUCAUUUCGGUACGACUCUCCCAAAUGAACCAUCGAAUGCUGCCAACUUUUGCCAGCUCCAUUACCCUACUGUGACACAGACGUUCACAAAACCGCUAAAUGGUCACUUCCAGUCGCCUGUAUUUCCGGAUAAAAAGUUCACAUCUACCUGUAAUGAUGCCUACCAGCCAAAAUAUUCAGACCGUCUUUCCUCUCCUGUUCUAAUGCCUUCUCUUAAUCAAUCCGGAAAAUUGGAUUAUCUACAGCCUUUCCAAAGCAAAUGCAUUUACCCACCAUGCCCUCAAAAUUCAUACUAUCCAGGUUUUUUUAAUUCUGACCACUCAGAUGCCAUUCCUUCAACAGGAUCACCGCUUGAGCAUGACAAUCGUUGUAUAGCACCAGAACAAAACCAUUUAAAUAUUCAUCAUUUACUUGGUCGUCGGAUAACUUCUGACUCUCACGAUUGUACAGAUAUUUCUGAUAUAUCUCCAUCCAAGUUGGUAUGUACUAUGGCCAGUCAUAAUUACCCUGAUCCACCUAAUACUUCUUCAGAUUGGAUGAAACUAUCAGGUGUAUUGCAUCCUACAUAUCAUGUUGGUUUAUCUCCUCGUUCGAGACACGGGAGUUUUACUCAGCCUGCAAUAACAUGCCUACACCAUUCACAUCCAUCAACAACGUCAGACAAUGCAGCAUCAACUGCUUCUACAAACAACCACUUAACAUCAGACGCUGUUGCUAAAGCAACGGCAUCACUUCCACCACUGCAACCAGCUUCAAGAUUUCGCAAGGCUCGUAUACAUGAAACCGUUGAACAAUGGUCUUGUGGUCGACUUUCGGUACAUGAUUGUCACCUGAAGGCCGUUCCUGAUUGGGUUAGUGAACUUCACAAAAAGUCUCUUGCUUGCGAAGACGCUAUUUCAAACCUGUCGAAUAGAAAAAUAAAGUGUUUGUCCUGUUUCAUACCUAAAACUGUUGGGGAUUCAAGCACAACAAUGUUUCCACGAUCCACACAAGGUUUUGCACACCUCGGAGUUUCUGUUGACCAUCACUCAGACCAUAUCCACCAAAAGUUAGGUAUCCUUGAAAACGCGUUGGAAGCUCGGUCAAUAAUUUUGAGUCAUGGCUCCCAAGGAAAUAAUUUGUUUUCCUUCUGGAAUGAUGGGCUUCGAGUGUGCAGUCAAAUUCCUUCCUUUGCUCGUGUCCACGUGCGUAAUUCGGAACCAAAUUACGAUGCAUGUGAUAAUUGUGAUUGUUCUAUUCUAAACUCCGUUCAUUCUGAAUGUAAGAUUAAGAGUACUUAUGCGGAAAACAGUCAUGACGGACAUCACGGUGUGAACAACUUGUCGUCGAGAGAAAAUGGUAUUGAGGAAGACAGUACUGAACUUACAGACGGUUCAUCGAUUCUUCUAGGUUCUUCAGACCCGGCCACUGCAUAUUUGCGCCGAAAGCACAUGGGGACAACAAGUUAUGUGGAAAGCUUGUCGGUUGCUACGGAUUCGAAACAACGUGAUGAUUCUGCAGCUACAACCUCACCUCAACAGCCUUUAAAAAAUAUAUCUCCACUCCAGUCAGAUUUCAUUUACAUGGACUCAAAAGAGGUAUUGAAUCAUUCUGACGAACCGGGUUAUGCUUCUAACCAAGAAAUGUGUCUUCAUGAAGUUUCAAGUGCACCUUCAAGUAAUGUCCCUCCAGCUAGUCCUAGUGCGGCUGUCAUUGUCACCAACACAGAUCGAAUCCCUGUAGGACUUCAAAUGUCUUCAGAAAUCUCCAUGUCUAAGCUGCGUUUGCUAGAUUUAGUAUCUACUGAUGAAAACAAUUUGGGACCUAAUUAUGCGAACGUCAAUCUUUUGGGUUCGAAUGUGCAACGUCUGAUAAAUGAAGGUACCAGUACGGCAAACAAAGACAAGCUUAAAGAUAAUUCCAGGACAAACCACGUUUCCUCGGGAGAUUUCCUCCUACAUGCUUCACCGAGGAAAAUUGAUUUUCGCUUGCGAUCCAGUGGUCGUCGUUCUAAGAGCUUUGACGAUAGUUUCUGCGUCAACAGUCUGGAUCGCAUUAAAAGUAAUAGGUUAUACAACUCCGACAUCGUUAGAAGGACACGCGCACCUCUAACUGUGGAAGAUGUUAUUAGUACUGCAUCACCCAAGGACCUCAAAUUCCCCAGUGACUUUACCAGCGAAGUUGAAUGUAACCGGAAUUCUAGAACAUCAUCCUUUUUAUCUGAUCGUCUUGAAGCCCGUAUACGCGCUAGCAUGGUGAGGUGUAUUUUUGAUAUAUUGAAUUUUUUCAACACUUGAUCUUGAUGUGUGUCAUUCAAUAUGCAUGUUAGACCGACUUUAGAACUACCAAACAUAAUUCUGCAGACCAUUAUCUUCAUGCGCCUGAAGAGUACACUGAACAUUUAAAUGUGGAACCAAAUUCUCUUAGCUUUAAAAUUGACACCUUAUUGUUCCAGCCAUACUUUGUUUUCCGUUGUAGUAAUAAUUUUAAGAAUUAGUGAGUGCAUAUUUCUAUGAUUUGUAACCACGCGGAUCUAAGGAAUCAUAGCAAAAUCUUAAAAAAUCAUAUGAAUAUAACCAUAGGUGUUCCUCACUUUGCUACAGCAUAGAAAGAGGAGGUGAAUAAAACGAAAGGAUAAACAAUAGCGUUAGUGAGAAUUGAGCUGUCACUGAGGUGGUCAGAUUUAUCAACAGCUGCCUUUGUUCUGCAUUGAAGAUCAAAUGGCCAAAAAGUAUCAGCAACAAGAAACUAUGGAAACAAACUAACCGAGGACCUACCACUCAACAGAUAUGUAGGAGAAAAUGGAAAUGGAAUGAGCGCACACUGAGAAGACCGUUGACUGACAUCGCACGCCAAGGCAUCGCUCGGGUGGAGUCCGGAUGCGAAAUGGUGAGUGCAGUGUUCCAGAGCGGCAUGGUGGAGAUCGCGCGAAGAGCAGAUUUGAGAUUAUGGUGAAUUGUGGACCCAGCUGAAGAGGACCACAGAAAAUAGAACAAAGUGGAGAGAUAUUGUCGAAGGCGUGUUCUACUCGGAAUCCAAGGGAACAGUAAGACCGUCAUAUAGACAAGUGAGCGUAAAAGCGUUCACAGAAUCGCAUCAUUUCAAGUUACUGCUACCUGAAAGAUGCACAACCGCAUUGGGGGAGGGUGUCACAAGUAGUUGUUGAGUAACGUUUUCACCUUUUCAUUUGUGCACUCUAGUAAAGUAUAAUCCCAUAUUAUAAUGAUUUUAGUCUGAUAUAAGACGUACGCACUAUUAAUUAUGCACUGUUCCGAAGACUGAGGAGUGAGCACAUCCACCCUAUGAAUGAUUUUCAGUUUUUUCACUGAAAACUUCCAAUUGUUGAUUAUUAGUAUCUCAAGGAGAAAUCUUAUAUGGAUGAAAACAGUAGUCAUGAAUUUCGGGGAUUUGCGUCAUAUUUUGACCCCUAUUAACUCAUCUCCAACUUGUUAAUAAAGUAAGGCUGUUCCUUGACAUUCGUUACAUGUUCUAGCCACUGUAGAUAGUAAAGACGUAUUACCAUAUCAGUUAACUUUAUCUGGCACUAUAUCUCUGACCUCAAAACAAAUUAUUAUGUUCUACAGUAGUUGAGCACAUAUUUCUGUCGCUUUUCAUGUCUUUACUUUUGAUGACUUAAGGGGAGAUCUGCUUAUUAGUUAAUUUAGUUAAUUAAACUGUGAACGAUGAUUGUCGUCCUAAGAUCCUGUAGUAUGCAAGUUUGUCGUUUAGUUAUCGGUAGAUUAAAAGCUAAACCAUAAUGAAGUAAGUAUGAGUGUAGGUUUAUGUUAGAAGUGCUCAUUCUAGUGUUUCUUUGAAUUCUGUUCGACAUCCUGCAGAAUACUGGGCUGCGUUUAGUAUACAAUCUAGACAAUAAAAACGCCCUUAGAUACUUCAUUGCUCUCUGGCUUUUCCGCUUCAGAAAUGUGUGGUCAUUUUCUCAAGGGCUGAUAUUUUGGUACCCAAAAAGUAUGUAGACUGUUUUUAGGAGAUUACUCAGUAUUACUUGUUAAAUUUCAUACAGUAAUCAGUCAAACCUUUGUGGUUGUUGAUCAGUAACUGUAAUUAAGUGAAGUUUUUACGUUAUCCUUUCAGUCAACAUCCCAAAGCUCUUACUGCUCUGAAUUGGAGGAAUUUUAACGUCUAUAUGCAACAUUUCUUUAUAUGAUUCACUCUGAACACUAUGUUUCACUCUUAUGGGAAGAGCGUUCUAGCAUAAGUUGUGAAUCUCUUGCCGUUUAGGAUCAUUUGAAAAUAAGGGGAUUCUUGUUUUCUACAAGGCAAUACUAGAGCAUCCGAUAAAUAUUGUGUAAAGACCAGCUUUCCCAAUUAGACCUACUCGUUUUUUAUAAAUAGCCUCUUGAUUUUUUGUUUGUAAACGGAUGGUAUGGAAAAUUAAGGUUUAUUAUUAUUUUAUUUUUCACUUUUUCAGGAAGCCAUUAGAUCUACGUUGGUAAAUAGUUUUCGUGACGAAUUGGCAACUGUACUUGCAGAAAAUGUUAAUCUGCGUUCAGAAAUAACUCGAUUGAAUUCCGAAUUGACACUUCUUCGAAGCUAUCAGCAUGCCUUUUUUGCUAUUCGACCUUUCGUCCCACCUAGUUUGUGGGAAAAUAUCUGUGUUCAGCAAGGUUUACCUGUAUCACCCCUCAUGAAUGGUGCUGAUUGUCAGUCAUCUUGUGAUCCACAAGUUUCUCGGUAAAACGCUAACAAACAGGUUAUAUCAUUGUUUUGCGUUACUACCGGUUAAUCAGUCGGUGAGAUUUUUCAAACACUCAUCGAUCAACGUGUGCAAUAGUUCCUCUUGAGACUUCGUUCUCAAAAUUCUUAUCUCGUCACUACCGGCAACAUGUAGUAAUAAUUCACCUACUUUAUCUUUUCCCCUUUUGCAAGAUUCUUCACACUUUUACCGUUCUUAUUUUCACGGCUUGUUUAUUUUCGUUUCCUGUCGUUUCACUGAACAUGAGAGAUUUGUGUAUGUAUUUGAUUGUUUAACAAAAUAACUACUAAUAGCCCUGUAACCUUGGAUUUCUCUUGCUGUAUUCUCUCUGUAUGUAUGUUCACCAGGCUCUUUCAUUCCCACCAUACAGUCGGUUGGUGUCAUCUCUUAAGUUCAGGCUGUUUGGACGAGAAUUAUUCACUCACCAAAAGUUUUAUUAGGCCUAUUAACGAUGUAUGUCUGAACUGUGAUUACAGGAAGCUUUUUGUGAUGUUUCCGUGUCUGUACAAAAAUUAGCUUGUAUAAAGUUAUGUAAAGUAUCUUUUUCUUUCUCAUUGUAACAUCUAUUUGUUUUUCUUCUUGUUCACUUAAUAGAAAAUGUUAGAAUAAUAUGCAAUCUUUAUUCAUAAUAUAAUUUCUUUGACAAAACCAAAUACACAAGGUUUCUUAUUCCACACUUAUUGGCAUUGUCUUCUGUUAGCAAACUUUUAUAUGAACCUUUUUGUUUGUCUCUCUUUGUUAUUUUUCAUUCCUGGUGAUGUCAAUUUUUCAAUCAUUUUGAUUAUAUAUAUAUAUAUAUAUAUAU